Messenger RNA from Cucurbita pepo subsp. pepo (vegetable marrow), 2825 nucleotides. Lineage: Eukaryota; Viridiplantae; Streptophyta; Magnoliopsida; Cucurbitales; Cucurbitaceae. The record is from RefSeq and is a predicted model, not a curated record.
CUCUCCAUUUCUUAUACCAAAAAUACAUUUCGUCUUCGCCUCACCAACUGACAGACUCAGAUCUGCAAGAUUCAGUUCCUUCCGUUUCUCCAUCUGAUUUCUUCUCCAGCUCUUGCAGAAAUUUGGUGCAAAUUCCUUCUAUUUCCAUCGUUCUUAGCACCUUACGGUGCUCGUGUACUGGAAUUUAGGAGCCAUUUUGGGUCUCUGGGGUUCUGGUGUAUGAAUGAUGUGGAGCUCGAUAGCUAAUUUGAAAGAGAAUCUGAAUAAGAUAGCUCUCGAUGUGCAUCACGACGAUGAUGAAGAGGAAUUUGCGAUCUAUGGCUCCAAUGGAGGGGAUGUUGAUGUUUCGGUAUCUGAUCGGAGGAACUCGCAUAGCUUUGCUCAUUCGAAUCCGGUGACGCGGUCCCCGAUUGCCAAUGGGAUUGAGGAUGCUCAUCAUCCUGAGAUUGAACAAUACAAAACAGAAAUUAAGAGGCUUCAGGAAUCUGAGAGGGAUAUUAAGUCAUUAUCGAUGAAUUAUGCAGCUCUGCUAAAGGAAAAAGAGGAGCUAAUCUUACGAUUGAACAAGGAAAAUGGCUCGCUAAAACAGAGUUUGGAAGGCACAAAUACAUCAACAAAUUCACCUAGAGCUGAAAGUUCCAAAUCACCAUCAAAUGGAACUAAUGAAAUGAAGGGGAGCGAUCAAUCACCUACCCGACUGCUUAGGGGGAAGACCCGGCGUAAUGGUAUUGUGUCUAAGCAGGAUGGAAUUGCUAAUGGAGCUUCACACUCUGGAAAACUUGAUUACCAGAGUAAGAUGGUACCAGAACAUUCAACUUCACAGGAGCUUACAGAUUUUCAAGAAGGGAAUAUUGGAUCACUGCAAGAUGUGCAAACUACUCUUGAGAUGAAACAGUUAAGGAAGGAACUUCAACAAGAAAGGGAUCAGUUGGCAGAUGUGCAAUUAAGAUUACGAGAGGAGCAAAAAUUGAACAAAAAGUUCCAGGAGGAGUUGAACUCUCUACAUAUGAACAAGGACAAAGCAUCGUUGGAGAUGAGCAACAUUAUAAGAGAAUUGAAUGAGAAGAAAUUAGAAGUAAAGCAAUUGCAAGUUGAGUUGAACAGAAGAGAGAAUAUGAAGUCCGAUGAUAAUGUGGAGGGAUUGAAGAGAUUAAUUACAAAAUUGGAGAAAGAAAAAAGUACUCUUGAGAUGGGAAAAAAGGAACUUGAAGAUACAUUGGAAAAAUGCCGAACAUCUUCAAGUGUUGAAGCCCAAUCAAGUUCUUUGGAAAUGGUGAAUAGGCAUCUAAGUGGUUCAAACGAGAAAUUAGGUCUAUCUGGAAUUUCCCCUGGAAAAGAAGAUAUGGAUCUAUCAUUGCAAAAAUUAAAGAAAGAUCUGAAGGAAAUGCAGCAGGAGAGAGACAAAGCUGUGCAUGAACUAUCACGUCUCAAGCAGCAUUUAUUGGAAAAGGAAUCUGAGGAAUCAGAAAAGAUGGAUGAAGAUAGCAGAAUAAUUGAAGAACUUCGGCAUGAUAAUGAAUAUCAAAGGGGCCAGAUAUUGCAUUUAGAGAAGGCAUUGAAUCAGGCAAUUGCAACUCAGAAGGAGCUUGAGAUGUACGGUAAAAAUGAACUCCAGAAAUCCAAGGAAAUUAUUGAAGAGCUUAACAGAAAACUUGCAAACUAUACGAGUAUUAUAGAUUCCAAGAACGUUGAACUGUUGAAUCUUCAAACUGCACUCGGCCAGUACUACGCAGAAAUUGAAGCCAAGGAACACUUGGAGAGUGACUUGGCUCGGGAAAGAGAAGGAGAAGCUAAAUUGUCUCAAAUGCUAAAAGAUGCCAACCAAAGAGAAGAUGCAUUAAAGAAGGAGAAGGAAGAAAUUUUGUCAAAGCUUUCACUUUCUGAACGAGCAUUGGGAGAAUGGAAAAGCAGAGUAAAUAAACUUGAGGAAGAUAAUUCUAAGCUACGCCGUGCUCUUGAUCAGAGUAUGACAAGGCUGAAUAGGAUGUCGGUGGAUUCAGAUUUCCUUGUUGAUAGGCGUAUCGUGAUCAAAUUACUGGUGACGUACUUCCAGAAAAACCACAGCAAAGAGGUUUUGGAUCUUAUGGUCCGUAUGCUUGGAUUUUCUGAAGAUGACAAGAUGAGGAUAGGAGCUGCUAAACAAGGUCCAAGCAAGGGUGUUGUACGUGGAGUUUUGGGCCUUCCUGGACGCCUGGUCGGUGGGAUUUUGGGAGGAAGCUCAGCGGAGACGCCGGCUAAUAUGGCCUCUGAUAACCAGUCCUUUGCAGAUCUAUGGGUUGACUUUCUUCUCAAGGAGAAUGAAGAAAGAGAGAAGAGAGAAGCCAAGGAAAGCCUCAAGCUUCAGGAAGAAUCGCAACUUAACGGUCCAAAUGUUGGCAGUAUCGAUCCCGGAACGAGGGCAACUGGUUCGACAUCUGAAUCUUCAAGAACAGGUUUUCCUUCACAUCAUCAUCAUCAUCAUCAUCAUCAAUCGACUCACCUUCCUUUUGGUGGCGAUUUUCGCCUUUCAAGACACCACUCUGAAUCUGAAUUCUCAACAGUUCCUCUCACAUCAACAACUGAGAACACUCAUUAUAGUUCAAGACCGCUCCCAAAAUACUAAGAUCUUCUUCAUCGGAUUUUGUAAUUAAUAGAAAACUACAGAUUAUUGUUUGUUAAUGAACUACUACUAUAAAAGCCAUGUAAUGUUCAAUUAAUUCAUUUACUUGGAGUGGUUGGUUAGUGUUGUUCAGCUCACCUGGUGUAAUUGUUUGAAAGAGCUAUAAAUUUCUCAGCUGAUUUCAUCUUCUGGGUAAAGAUUUGGAAUAAAUACGACGUUUCGAUUC